Messenger RNA from Cuculus canorus (common cuckoo), 1312 nucleotides. Its product is annotated as tRNA wybutosine-synthesizing protein 4-like. Bases 1 to 996 code for a protein of 331 amino acids. The record is from RefSeq and is a predicted model, not a curated record. Lineage: Eukaryota; Metazoa; Chordata; Aves; Cuculiformes; Cuculidae. The transcript is spliced from 6 exons. Gene Ontology annotation, biological process: wybutosine biosynthetic process; tRNA methylation. Gene Ontology annotation, molecular function: protein binding; tRNA methyltransferase activity.
AUGGCUACCGGCGAGCCAGGCAAUGUGCCAGAGCCGUGUGCCAGCCCGCGCGUCCCCGCGUCCCACCGGGGCCAAAGCUUCGCCCCGGCACGCGUUGCGGUGGUGGCUCAACCGAGUCCAUCACCCUCAGGUCCCGUGGGGGAUUCUGACCUCAAUGGCUGCACCCCAAGGUUUGGGGAGCGGUUGUACCACACCGCGUUGUGUCUCUCCGACGAUGUGGUCCUCCUGGUGGGAGGUCGAACAUCUCCCUCGAGCUCCGGCGUGGCAACGGUGUGGCUGAAGGUCUCCGGGACCUCUGCGGAAUGGGACGCGGCGGAGGUGACGGUGGAGCCUGUGGACCUCCCGCCGGUGGCUGAGCCGCCUUCUCACCGGUGGAGACACAGCGCAACCCAAGUGACCUUCCAAGGCGAGAACUUCCUGUUCCUCUACGGUGGUCGCUCCGCUACAGAGCCCGUGUUGGGGGAUUGGUGUUUCCUGCGCAUUCCAGAACUUUCCUACACUGUGAUCCCGGUGGAGGGUGCGGUGCCCGAACGCCGUCACUCGCACGGAGCGUGUGCUUGGGAAGGAGGAGCUGUGAUCGUAGGAGGCCUCGGAGCCGACGAGAAGCCCUUGGGGUCACUCUUCCUCCUGAGGGAGCUUCAACGCGGCUUUGGGUGGCAACCAAUGGAGACGCACCCUCCUCUGGUGCCGAGAUAUUCCCACACGGCACACGUGCACGAUGGAAAGCUUCUCCUCGUUGGCGGAGUGUGGCUUCGUUCCUCCUCCGUGCCGGGAGUCACCGUCGUUGACUUAACGACCGGGCUCUGCUUGGACUACACCAUCGAUGUGGAGCCCCUGGAGUGGCCGUUGAUGCUCCACAACCACAGCAGUGUUCUUCUGCCCGAUGAGAAGGAGCUGUUGGUUCUUGGCGGUGGUGGGAACUGCUUCUCCUUCGGGACACACCUCAACUCAGAACCGGUCUUGUUGGACCUCAACAGCAUCUUAACCACCCCUUGACCGGGACAACGCGGUGACGGAACCGCGUUGCUGUGCUCUGGUGGGACCUCCCUUCUCUUGUAGAACCUCAACCUUCUUCCACAGAGGUUUGGGAUCCAUAGGGGUUUGUGAAGGUGGGAUUGGGGGAGGCAGUUCCCACCAGGGGUUGUCCUCCUCUUCCGUCUCGUGUCUCCUCGUCCGUUUUUGAGCUCCUCUCGGUGCUGCUGUAAAUAAAGUCUCUCCAAAGAAACUCCGUGGUGAGAACGUAGAAUCACGAAGUCAUGGAAUCGGGAAGGUUGGAGAAGCUCUCCGAGCUCAUCCAGAUGUCCAACCGUCA